GGAUAUUUCUCGGUGAGCCAACGGGUUUAUUUGAAGACUCUCUUUGUUCUCUGAGGGUUUCAAAAUUUAAUCGUCCAAAUUUCGAGUAUUUAAAAAACGAAGCCUGUGAAACGUUUGGCCUUGGUGCAAUGGAUACAGAGAAUAAACUGAAUUCAAACGAUGUUGAAUAUUUGAAGGUACCAAAGGUAAGAUUUUUUCCUCGCCUGGUAUAUCUCUCAGCGAUGACGUGACAAAGCUAAAGAAAUCGCUUACCAGCUGAAUGAAAUUAUUGGCUUUUACUUACAUUUAUAAGAACAAUUUUCCAAUUUUAGCAGUCAUAUAUUGGGUCAUACAAGUAGCUUAGUAAUUUUUCGAAAGAUGCAUAUCACUGAAGGCAAUAUAUAUAUAUAUAUAUGUAUUUUUUUUUAAUUGGGUUAAAUUUUUAUACUGGUCAUUUGAAUAAGAACCCUUUUCGAGGUUGUGGCGAUUAUUUCGAGACGAAAAUCGCGCAAGUUAACUCGUACACCUCCUUUAAAGAGUUUCUAGUUAAACAUUUAGGUGUAGAGGGAAUCGUUGUGUAAUGGACUAGUUGUAAACCGUGGGACGAAUUGCAUAAUUUUAUUGUCAUCCAGUGAACCAUGGUCAUUUCGAAACUUCAAGCUAAAGUGUGAAGAUACAACAUGUGAAAUAAACAAGAAAAUUUCCGGUAAAAGGAGGAUAUUUAUAUGUUUUAUAUAAGGGUGAUUGUCAAUUUUUAUCAGUCUGAUUUUUCUACAGUGCUUCUUUACAAUUUGUAGCGUUUCGCUUGCAUACCAUUCUAAUGUUCAAUUCCAAUGAAGGGUAUAACAUUUUCUCAAUGUAUAAUCUUCAGUGAUCAAUUUUGUAUUAAUGUUGUCUAUUGUGCAGACAAGUUUGCAGAAGAAGUACUCUUGGAAGUACAUUAUAUCAUUCGGUACUUCUCUACACUGAAAUCCCAACAUGCUGCACAGUGAACCUUGAAGGACCUUCAAUAUAAUCAAAACAACUGAUUCACUUUAAAAAAAUUUAUGUGGAUGACAAAAAUCAGUCAUCUGUGGAUACUGAGUACCUCCAAAAAUCUUUUGUAAAUGAAUUGAUAGGCUUGUUGCUUUCAUUAACCUUUUUAUUACAUCUCGACACAGUUACUUUAUCAAUAUUUGCAAACUAGAAUGAAAUGUUAUGUAAUAUAUAUCUGUAACUACCAUGUUAAACGAUUCUUGCUCUUCUGUUGAUAUAUUAAUCAAGGGGAAUGUUGUUUUGACCAUGAUAUUUCUACCCUGAUACAUCCAUCUUGGGGUCAUAAAGAAAACAAAGAUAAACUUGACAUCAAAAUAUGCAGUACAGUUAGCACAAGACAUACCAACAUCACUUUUUGUGAUACAAGGAUAAUUUGCUGAAAAAUGUUCAUGAGGCAUCCAUCAACAACACUGGCUGAAAAAGUUUUGUGACUCUAUCUUUUUUAUGUGGCACUGUGUAAAUUUGAUAUUAAUGAAUUAUUUGAGUGAGGUGCAUAAGUUUUGUUUACUCAGUGUAUAUGAUCAGAGUUCUUUUCCCAUGUUAUUCCAUAUCUUGGUUAUCACAUCUGUAGAUGUUGUUCCUAUAUGUUUACUUACUUUAAAUUAGGUGUAAAAGUAGAGUAAAUGUUCAGAUCUUAACUGCAAAUAUCCCUAAGAAAGUCAAACGAUUAUGAAUGAAAUCCACAGACCAUUAGAGUAAUAAUAUUGGUAGAAAAAGUCAGGGAGCAUGUGGAAGGUGAAGAAUGAAAUAACAAUGAAUAUAUCGUCUUGAUUUACUUCCAACAUAAUUUGUUUUGUGGCUGAUGAUUUUAUCCCAAUAUAGGAAGGCAGGGUCAAGAGUGCUCCUAAGGAAGCCAUAGAAUUGAAUAUGCCUUACCCCUCUCACCCAUUUGACCAAAACUCUGUGGGAAUUGACACUCCUGAUGGCUCAAAGGCAUUCAAGAGAGAUACUGCAAACAGGUAGCUCCAUUUUCUGGUUUUAUUCUGGUAUUAAUGUAACUAUGAAUUGUUUGGGAUUAUACAAUUUGUCCAGGGUAGAGUAUAGUACCAGUGGUUGGGGGUGGAGGGGGGAAUUAGGUCAAUAUUUGUCCUGUCAGAACCUCUAUCCCAAUAUUGUUUAUUCUGUGGCCAAUUAUAGACCCUAUCUUAGUCAGUUUAAGGAAAAUGUAAUUUUCUUGAUUCCAUUAUAUUGUAGUCACUUUCUGUUUAUGCUUUUACAACAGCAUGCAAUAUGGUAAAAACUUUUUACUGCAAACAUUCCCAUUGUUAUAUCCCUAUUUACUCAAUUUUCUUAUCCCAAAAAUCUAACCUUUUGUUUCAGAGUUUUUGUGAAUAGAAGUCUUAGUUUAGACAAGAUCAAAUUCUUUGGCUUUGAUAUGGACUAUACUCUAGCAGGUAUGACUUGAUCAGUUUGUUACAUGCUAUAAGGUAAAAUUGGAACAAUUUUUCGGAAGACCAAUGAUUUACUACUUGCUUAUGUCUUUUGAGGUGGGUACACCCAAUCUAUUGGCAUCCAGUUGUUUCAUUCCCACAAUCAUUUUGUACCUAGUUGUUUCAAACCCAAAUGUAGUCAGUUCAUAUCCAUGUUUGAGUUGGUUCAUACCCAAAGCACUCGUUGAUUUGUACCCAUACUGCUGAUCAAUUCAUACAAUAAGAAAGCAAGAACAACUUAGUGAUUGGAACAACUUAGUGAUUGCCUGGCACAAGGAAAACAUGAUACUUUUAAAAGAAAAGCCUCUUUUUUAUACUUGUGACUUUUGAACUAUAAAAGUUCCUGUAAGUGUAAUAUUUUUUCUCUCAUUGUUAUCAACAGUAAUUCUAAUGUUAAUGUUAAUUUUAACAAAGGUUUCACUUUCACUUGGUGCUUGUACUUCAAAAUGGACUCCAUGUUAACAAAAUUUAUUUAAGGCUGGUAAUAUUGCUAUUCACAAUAAGAAAUAGGCCUUACUUUAAACAUACUUUUAUGGAAAACUUACUUUAUUAGUUUUGGUACAAAACAGCCAAGCUGUGUACAAAAUGACUGGGUAUGAAAUGACUAUGAGUACAAUACAACUGGUAGUCAUUAUAAAACAUGCAGAUUAACUCUUGAUUAAAAUUUCUUGCAGUGUAUAAAUCCCCUGUCUAUGAAAAGAAAGCCUUUGAUUUAAUUUGUGAAAGGUUAGCCUCCAUUGGCUACCCAAAGGUAUCUUGAUUUUCAUCAAAGUUUUGUUUUUUAACGAGUAACAGACUAUGCAAUUAUCAAAGAUUGAUAAUUAAUAACUGAUGGAAGACUUUGAAAUUAUGAAUAGCUGUUAAUUUGCUAAUUCUUCUUUUGGCACCCUAAGUUGUUGUUGCUUUGUCCCUUAAAUGAACUGUGUAAAAAGAAAUACCCCUAAUCCUUCUUUAACUCCUAACACCCAAACAUCAGUAUUUAUAUUCUCCAUACUGUUCUCUGUAAAUUUACUAAGGUGCUGAAAAAGAGAAUUUGUCUAACAAUCAAGAGUCUCUUUAGUUGGUGAUCACUUCCUUUAUCAUCCAGUUCUUUAGAAUUCCAAAGCUCUCUUACUAGAAGCCACAGAAUUAAUGCACAUAAUACUCACAUAGUAGUAAAUCAUUAUACUAGGUAACCCUUAAAGCCACCAGAAAUAAAUGAAGUAGGGAACCUUUCUUAUCAGUACCAAUACAUUAUUCAGCAAAAAUAUCAACUAGAGUUUGUUUUCUUGUUGUCAAAAUGAAUUCCCUCAAAUACCUUAUCAAAGAUACAAUGUGUAUAGGAUCUAGCAGAAAGACAUAAUCGUAACAAUCUACAUUGUAAAGUUAAUUCAUAAUAAUUGAGAGAAUGUAUAAUUUGUAAUUGAUGACAGGCCAAAUGUCAUUACUGAAUUUUUUAUUUUUAUUUAGGAUGUACUUAAAUUUGAAUACAAUGAUUCAUUCCCAGUCAGGUAUGUAUUUUAAUUAGCAUUCAAUAGAGACACUAUACAGUUCAUGUUUUCUUAAAAUUCCUAUUCAUUCUCUAAUUCAUUCCCUAAUUACAGAUUAAAUGUUUUCAUUGAGCCUUACAAUUAAUAGUCAGAAAUUACUGAAAAGAUAGAGUUUUCCUUCAGUAGUUAAAGAAAAAUGAAAUGGUUAAUUGAAGUUUAUUUUACAACAAAAUUCUAUUGAUUUCAUCUGAAAAUGUACUCUAAUCUUUCUUUUGUAGGGGUCUGUUUUUUGACUGUGAGCUAGGAAAUCUAUUAAAGGUGUGUGACUCUGGCGUACUGACAUUUGACAAGAAAAAUGUACAAGAGCCAGCAAAUUUUUAUUUUGUCAAAUGUAUACUUAAAGCUCAUAGAUAUGGGUGUCUAAUAAAUCUUGAGGUGCAGAAGAAAUGUUAUAAAAUUUUUAAAUGUUAAUAGGUCCUAAUAAGAGGGUGGCAAAGGCAGGGGGGGGUCCUGAUCUGGUUUCAGGCACAAAUUUAGAAAAAUUAUGAUGUCACAUAUAAUUAAAACAAUAUUUGACUUCAAAUUUCUCUUCUUGUGUGCAAGGUUUCAGGAAAAUCUUGAGGUUAUCACCAACUGAAAGAAAAAAUCAUGGGUUAUGUAUAUUUGAGGAGGCAAAUCUUACCUCACACUGGUUCAUAAUUUUACAAAUCACACUCAACAUUUUGUAAAAUUGAUAGAUCACAUAUUAAUUUUGGCCUUGAUCACACACCAUGUAAACCUUUUGCCAUCCUCUUAUAAUAGUUAUGUCUUUCAUUGACUCUCACUUGGCUGAAAGGAAUCAGAAAAAAACUAUUUCCUUAUACAUAUUGUUUGUUGGUGUGGGCUUGGACAUCUCUGGGAACCAUAUGAUUUCAUCCUUGUAGUAGUUUAAAAAUAAUCCUAAUGAGUUUUCUUUGAUUUGUAGGUUGACACCUAUGGAAACAUUCUUGUUUGUGUGCAUGGUUUAAAGUUCUUAAGUGGGUAUGUUGACAUUCACUUAAAUUUUAAUUUUUACCAAUUUUUUUCUAACACUCAAUCAUCUCUAUACAACUUGUAUAUUCACCUUCACUAAAUGUAUCCAUAUAAUUAUAUUUUAGUUGAUACGAUGCAAAUUGUCCUUUUGAUUGGUUUACUCUGUAUUACAAAUUUAUGUAUAUCUGAUUUAGAGUUCUGUUUUUUUCAAAAGUAAUUCUUUUAAUUUGUAUUUACAGUUAUGAAGUGAGGAAAUUGUACCCAAAUAAGUUUGUCCAGGUAAUUUAACUUACAUUUUCUAUCAAUUAGUUCAUUUAAUUUUUCUCAAAUUUUGACAAAAAUUACUUAAUAUUUUCUUUGGUUGUAAGCUAGUUACUUAUGAUGAGUUUUAUUACAGUGUCCGCUAUAUUUUUUUUCCAUCCCUUCUACCUUCUAUUAUUAGCCCCAUGUACAACCUAUAAGUGUGUUCAAGCAUUCAUCUAUUAAAAGAACAGAACUAUUUUUCUAAAGGAAAGUUAUUGCUUAGUUCACACAAAGUUAUCAUGGUUUUCCAUCACCAUUCAAUUUUACAUGAAAAAUUGAACCCUUGAAGAGCUAGAGCCAUAAGAUAAAUGUGUAUAUGACUACACUUAGGAUAUGUACAUGUGGAUACAAUCUAAUAUUAAAUGACCCCAAAGAGAUAUAAGUUAUUAAUAACAGUUUAUAUUAGCAGUGCUUGAGAUAGGGUUUUUUUCUUUUUUUUGACUUCUUGAUGUGCUUUCUGUAGAAUUUCCAAAUUUGUGAGAAUUUGAAGUUAUUCAGUAAUGAAUACUUUACUUUUAUCUACAGUCUGACUCUUCAAGAUAUUUCAUAUUGAAUACAUUGUUCAACUUGCCAGGUAAAUGGAAUGUUUAUCAUUUAACACACUGAUCUAAAUUAAAGAACUCGCAUUGUAACAACAAAUUUCUUUAUUUGGAAAGUUACUCAGUCGGUGAUACUGACAAUUCAUUAUCUCCAUGCAGGUUAAAGGUGUUUUAACUGUACUUGGACAAAAAUUAAUUUUUCCUUUUUUCCCCUGUAAUCAAUGGCAGAAACACAUUUGCUAGCCUGUUUAGUGGAUUACUUUGACAACUGUCCUGGUUAUCAACGGUGAGACAAAAACCAACAUAAUUAUGUAUUUGAUUAACUAAAUGAUAACCUUUUUUUUUUUUAGCCAACAAACAAACAAAUUUGUAUGUCUAUCAACCCUGUAUAAAACCAUCAAAUACACAUACAUGCAGGUCUUAUUGUGUUGCAGUGUCGAAUUGUUUUAAAAAUUUUUGUUAUAGUAGUACCAUUUACUUUAUGAAUUUCUCUAUCCAGACUGUUAGAUAUUAAGUUAUAAGUAUGGGGUUAAUUCAUACAUUUCUCCAAUACUUCAUCCUGCACAGGACAAAUCAUGGUGUAAUUAGCUCUGACCAGUUGCUUUUGACCUACAAAAGCAUUCAUCAAGACAUCAGAGCAGCAGUAGACUGGGUACACUUAAAGGUAAUUUGUAACAUACUACCUGUUUAAGUGAGCCCCAACUGACACACAAAUUUGAGACCUUAAGUUGGUGACUUGUGUCAAUGUGUUAACAUCAAGAUUACAAAAUUAUGUGUCAUAAGGAUUUGCACUGCUGUUGUAGGAAAGUUUACCUGUCAAUGGAAUUUUUAACAAGUUUCUCCUCAUAAAAUAUGUUGCAGUUCCUACCCAGGGAAUACUCCUAUGUUGAUAAAGGCACAGUGAAAUUUGGAAGAAGUUUAGUGCCUGAUAACACAGGUUACACAGCAUUUGCUAUGAUGGGACACCAAAAAACCUGUUGGCUAAAUGUAGCCAGUUAAUUCAUGUUUCAUCAUGUUAAUGUACAAAAAUUGAUGUAGUGGAGAUUAAUCUUAACACUCUCUGGCAACUAUGACAUGAUUUGCAAUUGUUUAUUUUAUUUUUCUUUUAGGGCACAUUGAAGCAAUUAACUGUAGACAAUCUUGAGACUUAUGUUAUUAAAGAGGUCAGUUCUUAAUUUGCUGUCAGUGCACUGAUAUAAUUUUGUUCCAUUCAGUUACUUCUUUAAGCUCAAAGAAAAAAUAAGAUCCUUUAAUCUAUGAGAGUUGAAAUCACUGGUAUGGAGUUGUAUCAAAAAUCCCUGCAUAAUAAAAGUUGAAAAAGCUAGACUGAGGUCUGUCUGUAUAUAACGUCAACCCCUCUGUUUGUUGAUGAAUAGUCAUAAAUGGUUCAAUUCACUGCCAAGAGUAUCAAACCAAUGUUAAACAUCAUUUAGUUCUGUUGUUUUCAAAUCCUUUGCUUGGUAGUAUUUUUGCUGUGUAUCUGUGUAAAGGAUUCCAGUUGCCAUUAUAAGUUUAUGGUGCCCACUCACAGGUAACUUGUCCCGGGCUUGUUAUGAUUUGUUAAUUCCUUUAGUAUCAAAACAAAGUUAAAACUUCACAUUAAUUUGUAAAUUUGUCUUUGUUUCUUGCAGCCUAAACUACCAAAAUUACUGACUAGGUAUGUUCUCUUUUUUAACCUAUUUUAACUCUUUUGACAAUAUCUCUUCAGGUUAGUGUUGAGCAGAAAUAUUGUUGAAGGAAUAUUGUUGUUUACUAAUUUUGUUGUUUGUUUUCAAUUAUUUUUUUUUCUUUUUUCCAUCACAGAAUGAGGCAAAGUAACCGCAAAACAUUCAUUCUUACAAACAGUGACUUCUUAUACACAGAUGUAAGUUACCUUGGAUUCUUAAAAAUUAUUGAUAUAAGUAGUUUAUUUAAUUUAUUUUCUUUGGCUUUGUUUCAAAGUAAUAUAAAGAUUAUUGUUUAAACUGAUCUCUCUUUUUUUGCCCACUGCAGAAAAUCAUGUCCUUCUUGUUAAAUGAAACUGAUGAGGUAUUCCAUAUUGUUUUAGAAAUGUACUGUUUCUUAUUCAAAGUAGUAACCUGCAGAAAAUGCCAGUUUUUUGCUAGUUCUCAUGUAUAUAAUAUGUCUUGUAUUUCAGUCAGGAAAGACUAUCAAGAAGUGGACAUCUUAUUUUGAUUAUGUUGGUGUAGAUGCUAGAAAACCACUCUUUUUCGGAGAAGGUAGGGAGAGUAUGCUAUUACAAAUUAAUUUUAUACCGCAUGUUGAUGUAGUCUCAUGUUGUAGGUGUGUUGGUGCAACUAUGGUCCUUUGUAGACCUAAUCUGUUAUAUGUGUUAAAACAAGGAAUAAAAUGUUAUACUAUUUGUUUUAUAAUAUACCUUAAACCCCCUAACUCCCAGUCAUAUCAAAUUUUUCAUUCUCCUCACUGUCAACCAUACAAUUCUUUGAAUGUUAGAUCAUAGAGUUUAGUAUUGGAUCAACUUAUUAUCCUCAAAUUGAUAUUUUUCUUUAUUCUCAUCAAUUGUCUGGUUGGUGUUGUAUUGAUCUUGUAAGGAGAAAUUCUGUCUUGGUCACUCAUGGGUAUUGAAGGGUUAAAUGUUAGUGUACAGUUCAAUAGUGGUUAUUUUGUGGGAAAUAGACUGGUAAAAUGUAAAUUAAAAUUUGUUUAUGCCAUGUAAGGGAACUGCUCUUUUUCAAUCUCCUCAUUGAACACUUGUUUGAUAAGCUACAUGGACAAUUAUGCCUGACAUGAAUAAUCAAUGUGUCACAUAUCUGUUAGUUUCCACAUAGUAAAGCGUUGUUUUCAGUUACAUAUGCUUCUUUUUUAUUGCAAAUUUACAAGCAUUUCUCUUUUUUACCACCUUCAGGUACAGCACUGAGAAGGGUUGACACGGUGAGGGCUAUGCUCUUCUGUCUUACUUUGCCCUUAUCAUUAGUAUAUUAGCUAUAAGUGAUUAGAAUAUUAUUAUUGAUCUUAUCAUUCUCGACUUUACUAUCAUUAUUUUUGUUAACAGUGUAAUUUUUUAGAGAAAUAGAUUUUUGCCCAGUAAACUUAGACAUGUUAUUUCAAAUCAUUUUAAAACAUGUUUGAAUUUGCAUUGAUCAUAAACGCCUAUUUUGUAAUCCUUAUUUCACUGUUGGAACUAAUUUUUGCAGGAGACUGGGGCUCUUAGCAUUGGAAGAUAUUCUGGUGAACUAAAGGAGGGACAAGUGUUCUCUGGAGGUAAGGCACAACCUGUAGAGGGCAGCAUACAUUUAUUGUUGUCAUUUCUCUUUACUGUUAAUCUUGCAUGAGGUGCACACCUUCUUCUACCCUAACAAUUGGCACUUAACAGACCACAAAUUUCUUAACCACCUUUUGUCUUCUUCUAGGUUCUUCUGAUGUGUUUUGUAACCUUCUAGGGGCAGAGGGAAAGGUAAGCAGACUAUCUAGUGUGAUUUUAUUCCAAUUUAUGUCAUGUUUUAAUGACAAGAAUUUCUUUUCUGUCAGGACAUUCUGUACAUUGGAGACCACAUUUUUGGUGACAUCCUCAAGUCCAAGAAAAAGCAAGGAUGGAGGUGAACUGAAAAUAAGCAUAUUUUAAAUUGUUUAUGCGUGUGUGUGUGCUACACAUAAUUAUAUAUGAGGAAUUGGACAAAUGUUUAUCCUGGUGGCAGAGCCAAAGACUUGGAUUUUUAUACAAUACUUUUUUGAAAAUUUAAGUAAUGAAGAAAAGAAAAGAAAAGACAAUUAAGUUCCAAGAUUGCAAUAACAAACAAUUAAGAAAAAAAUUAAGGAAAAGUACAAGAAUAAACAAUUAGCUCCACUUUCAAUUCUGAUAACUUUCUGUUCUCCUCUGACAUUCCUUCCCCCCCCACACAUCCCUAGGGCUUCUACUUUUUAUUUAUGUUAACAUUGAAUCCUGUCUAUUUAUUCACUGUUUUUGUCUUAACUUUUAGAACAUACCUCGUGAUUCCAGAACUGACUAAAGAACUCGAGGUGUGGCAAUCUAGACAAGGUUUGUCAGUUUUGAUUACCCAGGCUUUUCACUUACAUAUAUCUUUGGUGCCAAAAGACAUCCAGUCCUAAAUGAAAAAGAACAUUAACAAUAACAUAAAAAAAUUUGGGGGGGAGGGGCACAGGCUCUUAUUAGAGAGGAGUGCUGAUUAUAGAGGGGAAGGGGGCUUAUUGGAAACCUGAGGAGACCAAUUAGAGUGUUUACUGUCAUAGAACUGUGUGGCAUGUCCUAAAAUACCGUUAAGAACCCAGUCUUCAACCGCUACUCCUUGCAGGUGUGCUAGAUAAUAACAUGUGGCUUGUUACUCCUUUUCAGAUGUUUUCACAAAGCUUCGUGAUCUUGACAUAGCACUAGCUGAUACAUACAAGUAAGUUUAGGAGGUGCUUUAAGCUGUCACAUUCAGUUAAGUGAUUGAAUAAAAGACAGGCUCGUUGUAAAAGGUUUGAAUGCUGUCAGUAUGGUUGUUAGUUCAGUGAGCCUUCAAGCUGAAUACAUGAGUGAGUUUCUGACUUUCAGAGGAAUCAUUUUCAACGUGAAUAAUGUUAAUUUAUCUUAGGAAUUUGGACUCGGCCGCGAUUGACAAACCAGAUAUAACAGAAAUAAAAACUUCCAUAAGGGUAAGUAAGCAUUUAAUAAAUGCAGUUGUGGAAAAAAAAAGAAUAGAAAGAAAAAAAAAGAAGAAAUUAUCAAAAAAUAAAGAUAAAGUGACAAAUACGUAUGUAAUUUUAGCAGCUUCGUAUCUAUUUAACGUGUCGUUUACACACUAUUUUGUCUUGUCAUCUUAAUUCAUUUAUUCCAGUUGUUACCUUAGCCUCUCUAUUGUAACUUAUGUAGUGUAAGUGUUUUAUUGUAAGAAAUGUGUUGUUAUUAUAUUAAAUUUUUUGGUCAUAACUUUUAGUAAAAAACGUUGUAAAAAUAAUAAUAAAUGUAGAAUGAAAAAAACAGAAUAUACUUGGAGGCUUCUUAUUUAAUUGUGGUGGUCCAAUGUUGGAGGGAGCUUUGUUAUUCUUUGUACAUCUCGAGUUUUUACUUAUCAGGAGGUAACGAACAUGAUGGAGACAUGUUACGGACAGAUGGGGAGUCUUUUCCGCAGCGGUAAGUCCAAACCUUUUCCAAUUCUCAUAGCUCAAGAGAGGAGGCAAGUGUUGGCGGAUCAUCCAAACCUAUACAUGUACUAAAAUUUGCCGAUUAUUUGAAUUGGAAUAAGUGUACGAUUCGUGCGAAUUAUUAUACACAGAAACGUACACAAUUGCCUGAUAGGUCUGGAUUUUCUGUGGCACUUAAGCUGCUGAGCAUGAACUUUCUCUCGCAGAAAAACAAACUACAACUAAAACAUUCCUGAGUUUCGAUCAGCUUUUAAUAUUUAACAAUAGAGUCAAACCUAAUGACUUUCCAUUUGUUCAUGGGUGGUAGAAGGUCCAACUUAAACCGCAUACACUGAAUGGCUACACACCCGAUGAUCUGAGGUUCGAUUCCUCAUAGGGACUCAGAAUUUGUUUUCCUUGUUCCACAUUCGUGACAAGACGAAAAAAAUAUUUCUCUACAUACUGAUAUGUUUUGAGAUAUUAAUUAUUUAGGCAACAGACCACACUUUCUAUCGCCUUACCGACGAAAUAACCCGCUUGGGUCAUUAUUGGGUCACGAAUCCAGUGUGCUGGACAGAGACCUCAAAACACUUUGAUCGGUGGUGAGCCAGUAUUCACUCGGCAGAGGAAGAAAAAUAGAUUAACAGACGAACCUGGAGAAACUCAAGAGCCGUCGUCUUCGACGGACUCAAGCUGAAUAGAUGAUCUCACUGGGCAUUAUCGGUAACGACAGACACCUGCCUGGACUGGACUGGACUGAACUGAACUGAAUCCGCUUGGGAUUUUGGGAGAACAUGUGGGUUUAUCCUCCCGAUAAACCGACAGGAAGUGUGGUCUGUUGCUUUAAUAAAACAAACUAAAGGAAAACAUUAUAUGUUUAAAUAUUCUAUGGGUUUACCGAUGCAAUAAACGGUAGGUUUAAUACCAAUCACUAGGUGCUCGUGGUGUCAGUUAUUUUGUAAAAUCUUGCAAUAAGGUACUAGUUAUCAACAGUGUGGUUUUAUAUCCCUUGGCUUGAAAGAUUAUUUCUUGUUUCAGCACUACUUUAAUGAAAUUUUCUGGAAAAUAUACACCGAAUAAGUAAGGCAUACUUUCACGACCGAAAUAAUGAACAUUAGGGUCUGGUGAAUCAUGCAGAGGGAAUCUCAGAGAAGAAUUGACGCUCCUUCGUUUUUGUGAGAGUCCCUUAUUUCCAAAUAAAAGAAGGCAUUGUCACCUUGAACUCGAAAUCUAAACAAGGCAUCUUGUAAUGAUAUACUCCGUGCUACACAUUUUCCUUUGCAACGUGUCAUCCACUUACUCGUGAUCAAAAGAAACAGUGGAAUGUUCAGAAAGCGGCGCCCCUUCCCUUCCCCCGUAUGGGGCGAGACCGUAGCGUUCAGUAGUAGGGCCUAUCCUGAGUCAAAUCCUAACUUAAUUCUACGAUCACCUCUCGGCUGCCAAUAAACGAAAAGAAGCUGCUCAUGGGAGUUGCAAUUCAUCUGGUCUGGAGGAGGUAUCUUAGACGACCGUAGAAUUAAGUGUAAGAUCGCAAAGCUGCUCUUUUGAAUUUUGAGAGUUUUACGAUAGUAAUGCAAAGGAUUGACGACUGUACUCAUCAAAAAAUCAUGAGGAGCAGAUGAACGUCAAGUUUAUGUCCUGCUACUACAACAUAUGUGGUGGUGAUCUGAAGUAGGAAUUCUUUUCCAGAGCGACUCUGACGGAUAGUUCAGGAAACGUGGGGAUAAUUGAUGGCUUAUUACAUGACAACGAAGGAAAGUUAUCCGGGAGAAACUGGUAAAUAGUACUUGCUCGGCGGCCAUCUUUGCCCAUGGCAUGGGAAACUUGUUCAUGAUUUUCCUCAAAUUUUGAUUGUUAUAGUAAGGAAUCGUGCUUAUAAAACGGGAUACAGUUAGUUUGAGACUCCUUAACUUGUCAAGUAUAAAAAUUAGAAAAAUCCGCCGGUAAUAUGUGGAGAAACGUCGCUAAACUUUGCCGCCAGCCAAGUUCCCAUCAUGGUUUUUUCAGGCAGUAUAGCUCUAAAUCUCAGUUAGAGGUUGUGAUCCUGGAGAAGUUGAAGUUGCAGAGAUACAAGUUCUUUGAAAAAUCAAAAACAUCACUUGUAGGCCUUGAACCGUUGAAGCCGAAUCACCACGACUUGGAUGCGAUCGACGUUCGUUUUAAACAACCGAACGUGUUGUACUUGAGAACUGAACUGCUACUUCAACGUCUUGAAUACUUAAAACCAUCAGGCUUGUUACCAAGACAGAAAAGAAAACUCAUUGAACGGUCUCCACCAGUUCUUGUUUUCACUGAAGACCACCAAAAUGAUAAGGUGAAUUAUCUUCGAGGAAUUAUUCGCACUCAAAAGGAAGGAGAAAUAGAGAAUGUCCACUUGUUGCAUCCUUGUUGGAGGAUGAUUUUAAUGCCAAAACGAGAACUCGAUAAUCGCUUGAAAUUUAUUACAGAAGAGCUUCGAAUGGCUAAAGAAUCGGCGUUGAAAAUGCUUUUGCAUUUACCUUGUUUUUUGCUUCAUGACACUAAAUCCUCUUCAGAGGCGUUUGUUGUCAUGCAUAAGUAUAAUCUUCCAAAGGGUUACAGCUUGGAUCAUCACACUGCUAAUAUCUACCCUCCCAUUUGUUCUGCCGACCUUGAUAUCAAUCCAAGGCUAUUCACCAGACAAUCUGAUGAAGAACUAGCCAAAAAGUUUCCAAAAUUGUCUCUUGGAGAAUUGCUGGAUUAUUCCUAUCCAACUCAUCAUGGAAAAGGAAAAACAGAGGAUCUGACUAAGUUUCUUACUGAAGCUGAAUACAGAGAACAAAGACCAAAAUACAACAGGAUUAUUUAAAUAACUGAUUGUAACUUGUAAUGUUCAUUUAAGUCUGUUAACUCCUUAUCAGCUGUACACUUUGUUGAUUUAAAGUUAUGAACACUUAUCUAUUUACAAUGGCAUCAAACUCCAGCUUUCAGAUGAGUUGUAUUUUGGAUAAUUAGUAACAAAGAUUUGGAAACACUCUUUAAAUUAAUGAUAGUGAUAUUCAGUAGAGGUAUUUCGGUGGAUUGUCAAAUCCACAGAAGUAAAGAGGAAACACUGUUGCCCACCACUGUUAAUGUCUCACUCAAUCUGUAGUGUAAUGGCUUGUGUAGCAUCAAAUCAUGACACAAAAUAAUGAUAAACAAUUGUGCAAGUUUGAAAGAAAGUAUUUCUGACCCAUUCAUGCACCUUUAGUUAUCUUUCUUAAUAAAAUUAACCACUUGUUCCAUUUGAACUGCCUUUGAACUCUUUCCAACAGUGGAAAUUUUUGUGCAGGGCCACUGUUACACCAGUUAGUUGGUAAAUGACCAUUGCACAUACUGAGCUAUACUAGUGUCAGAUCUCUGUGCCCUCCAGACCCUAUCACAGUCAAAAUUUGUAAAGAAUCACCCUUGUCAAUGGGAUAAAGCCUAGUAACAUUUUAAUGGGAUGCCCCCUUCCCUGGUCACAGAUGGGAGUCGAAACUAGAGUUUUGUAGUAGUCACAGGUCAUGUUUUCUUGUGUCUCUGUGAAUCAACUAAAUCAGUCAACAGCUGUACCAACCACCAACAACAUAGCACUUAUUAUAAGCACUUAAGUGCAAAAAAUUCUUCGCCCCCAAAUAAGUGUGAGCCCUUGAGCAACACCAGUUAGCCAGAGGUCUGCACCUGGUGUGGCACUGAUAAUGAGUUGCUAGAUCUCUUGAGACCUUGCCAGCUCACUUUGCCAAGGACAUUUAACUAACUUGCUGGUGAAGAAGCAAUUCAGCCACAGUACCUGCUUUCAGCCUAUUGAGAACAGAACAGAGAUAGUUUAUGAUGACGAUUUGUCGCAACUACUUCCAAGAGUUACUAAUUUAUCACCAACAAGAAGUUAUUAUUCUAUCAGUUAAGCAGCUUUUCAUGUUUACUUACUACUGUUACCACAUCCUCUCUUUUAGGUAACAGACAGACCUUCUUUGCCAGCCAAGCUACACGCUAUGCUGAUUUAUAUGCAGCCUCUUGUGUGAACCUGCUACACUAUCCCUUCAGUUAUCUCUUUAGAGCUCCACCACAACUGGUUAGUAAGAUAUUUUAUCUCAUCCAAAUCCAUUUUAAAGAUUUUGUUAAUGAUUACAUUCAACUUAGCUUUUACUUGGCAACCUCACUGCCAAAAUUAAAUGUUUCAAUAGGUUACAUUUUUGCUAUGGUUAGUUCUCUAUUUCUAGAGCUAUUCAUGCCAAAGUCAUCAAAUAAUAAUUCCCAAUUGCUGUGAUGAAGGGCUACCACUUGAACCAUCAGCCUUUAAACUCUUCACUGUGGCUAAUUUACGUUUUCAACUCAGUUGUCAACACUAAAUUACCCGUAAUCAAAUAAUAAUUGAGUCCAAUGCUGAUGACAUUUACUUGCUAUCAAACAAUGGAGAGUGACAGUCGAGUGAAAUCUUGCCUGAAAAAGUUAUGUGAAAUGUUUUGAUGUCAUCAAAGUACAGUACAGUAUGUACAGUAAGAUUCUAAUCAAUUGAGAAUGAUUUCACAUCACAGAUGCCACAUGAAUCCACAGUGGAGCAUACAGGAGAGCUGUUUGAACCUACAGAAAGCAGUGCCUUUGCCCCAAGGGGCUUCUCCUUCAGUGAGGACCACCCAUCAUCAUGUGCUUUAGACUUUCACAGGCAAAUCUCAAAGAAUUCCAGUGGAAGUGUGUGUAGGUGUGAUGAUGAUGAUGAUGAUUCUACUGAGUCAGAGAGUGAUGAAAGUACACAGGAGCCCAAAACUCCUGUUUACGAGGAAAAGAAUGGUGUGAGCCCCUUGGACAAGAUGUAAUGAGGAAUAAUAUCAUUAUGUUAUUAAAGAAGAAUUUGAAUUUGCUUGACAAUUUGAAGGGAGAUCAUGAAAUUAUUACUGUUGGUAAACUUUUCUAGUUUUAAUUUGAUGAAAAACUCUUGACAAAGCACUGCAAAGGCCAUGAUUGAUGGCAAAGAUAUAGAAAGUAAGCAAGCUUGAUGAAAGCAUCUUAUAUACCACAUUUUGCACAAGUCCAAUUUCUAUUUUAAACCAAGUAAAAUUGAUAUAGGCCUUACACACCUUUUAAUAUUUCAAAAAUGGCAGUUACUGCUAUGUAUAGAUAUCCACACCCAUUCAGUGAAUUUCACUGUUAUGCAUAUAAAUCCAAUGGGUAUGGUGGGUUUUAUAUAUCUUCAUAUAUUUUACACUUUGCAAGAUGGGAGAUUGUUCUAUUUUAAAUCACACAAGUGUUUUUACUUGGAUAUCAAGAUUAUAAACAUUGUUUUAAAAUUAUUGCAAUAUUUUUAUCAUCACUCUAUUUAUUUGUCAGUGAUUCUUGUUUCAUUUUUGCCAUAACAGCAAAAAUGUAAACCAAAAGGUUAUAUCUUUACUGAAAUUGAUAAAGCUGAAAUUUAUUAUCCAGGGAAAAGUCUCAAUCAUUCACAAUCGAAAUGGAAAAAGUUAAAAUAAGACCAUUUAAUCAGCCAUUUAAGUAAUUUCUCCACUUCUAGUCAAUUGUUUUCUUGAAAAAACACAGCUUAGUUUUUGCAGCCAUGUUGUUAGUUGCCUGUUACAUUAGGAUGUCUCUUUUGUGUUGACACAAAGGUAGAGAAAUUAAAAAAAUAAAAUAUUUAAGUGAUAGGGAUAAUUUUAGUAAUAUACUUUAUUCCCUGCAUAACAUUUUUUCAACACACAAACACCUCCACAACCUCUGUCAAUAAUAAUUGCCUGGCAAAAAAGAAAUUUAGAAAAUAAUGUAUUUCCCACUUUAAAUUUUGAAUGGAGUAAAUGCUUUGUACAUGGAAUAGCACAAUUUUUCAUGUUACAUUUCCUUAAAAGAUGUAUCAAAAAUAAAAUGAAGUUCUUGAAACUAAAGGUUUUACCAUCUUUGUAGUAUCAGCCAAGCUUCAGAUAAGUGUGUUACAAAUGUAUUUGGUGUUUAGUCAUUCUAGUAAUUUGGUGAUUUAUUUACUAUGAAAAUUGUGUAAUGUGGAUUUCAUUUGAUUGUAUUUAGUUUUUUCUUCCUUCAGAUUUUCUACUUUUUUCCUGAUUGCAGUUCAAAAAAUCAGCCAGUGCUAACCUAGUUUAAGUAACAUUAUGGUAGAUUUAGUAAAGCACUGCUUAAGUAUCUUUUCUAUCUUUCCUAUGAGAAAAUUAUUUUUGUUUCUCAGGGAAACACUUGGGUAACUAGGAGGAGAAUCUAUAGGCCACUCAGAAACCAUGUUGUGCUGUCUUUUUUCCUUGCACCCUUUUCAUUACUGAGUGAUGGUGGUCAUCAAUGGUAUAAAAGUGAUGUUGCUGCUGUGAAAAUUUCUUUGAAUUGAAAAAUAAAUAAAUAAAAAAUAAAAAAACAAAAAGUAGAAAAGAAAGACAGUGAUCAGUAAUUAGUAGAGUUGCAUGUUUAGUUCACAUACAAAUUUUGGUUAAUCAUGCAAAGAAGUAUCAUUCUAUUUUGUUUGGUAUCUUACAAAAAUUAUUCAUUAACAUGAAAUAUCAAAAUUAGCCACCCUUUAACAAAUAGAUUCCAAGUUGAUUGGUAUCUUACAAAAAUUAUUCAUUAACAUGAAAUAUCAAAAUUAGCUACCCUUUAACAAAUAGAUUCCAAAAUGUGGUAAAAACGUCAGUGACACACUUGGCUGCACCUCGUGUGCCACUUUUUUGUUCUUACCACAUUUUGAUGUCAUCUGUGAUCUAUUGCUGAACAGAUGCACAGCAACUUGGAAUCUAUUUGUUUUAUAUAAUAAAGAAUUAAAAAAGUUUUAAUAAUGUCAUCUAUACGUCUGUUCUCCAAUAGAUCAUAAGUGAGAACCAAUCAGAAUGCAUGCAUAACUGAGC
This is a messenger RNA of Pocillopora meandrina, 17657 nucleotides long. Lineage: Eukaryota; Metazoa; Cnidaria; Anthozoa; Scleractinia; Pocilloporidae. The record is from the annotation of a GenBank genome assembly.